This is a messenger RNA of Ananas comosus (pineapple), 1216 nucleotides long. RefSeq names its product type IV inositol polyphosphate 5-phosphatase 9-like. The record is from RefSeq and is a predicted model, not a curated record. Lineage: Eukaryota; Viridiplantae; Streptophyta; Magnoliopsida; Poales; Bromeliaceae. The transcript is spliced from 6 exons. Gene Ontology annotation, molecular function: phosphatidylinositol-3,4,5-trisphosphate 5-phosphatase activity; inositol-polyphosphate 5-phosphatase activity; phosphatidylinositol-4,5-bisphosphate 5-phosphatase activity. The coding region runs from base 30 to 1202 and encodes 390 amino acids. Gene Ontology annotation, biological process: phosphatidylinositol dephosphorylation.
GACUAAUCUUAAGGUGCCCAUUUGCAUGCAUGCUCUCAUACAAAAGGGUGUUUGUGAGUACAUGGAAUGUCGGAGGCGAGCCGCCGAGUGAUGAUCUAAAUUUGGAGGAUUGGUUGGAUAUAAACAACAAUUCAUAUGACAUUUAUGUUCUAGGGUUCCAAGAAGUUGUGCCACUGAGUGCCAAAAAUGUGCUAGGGCCUGAGAGGAGUUGGGUCUCCAUGAAAUGGAAUUCACUCAUUAGAGAAACCCUAAACAAGUCGCUUUCCGAAAAGAAAAAUAUUGCUAAUGAAGAAACCAAGCUAGGGGAGAGAAAGAAAUUGCACCAAUUGAGGGAAAUUGCACCAAGCUCAUGUGAAGGAUCAAGUGAGAAAAAUGCAGCAGAAAAUUUCAGAUGCAUCAUAAGCAAGCAAAUGGUUGGGAUUCUGGCCUCAGUGUGGGUGAGGGGUGAUCUUUGGCAAUAUGUUCAUCAUCCGAGUGUUUCGUGCGUCGGUUGCGGCGUUAUGGGGUGCUUAGGAAACAAGGGUGCGGUAUCGGUUAGGUUUUACCUGCACGAUACGAGCUUUUGCUUCGUCUGCUGUCACUUGGCUUCUGGAGGUAAGGAAGGGGAUGUGCUUCUAAGGAAUUCGGACAUGGCGGAUAUUUUUGCGAGGACGAGAUUCCCCCGAUGUGGCUCUCUUGAUUUUCCACAAAAGAUCCUCGAUCAUGACCGUGUUGUCUUACUUGGCGAUUUGAAUUAUAGAAUCUCUUUGCCCGAGAGUAAGACGCGAUUUCUCGUCGAACAAAAGAUGUGGAACAUCUUGCUAGAGAAAGACGAGCUAAAAUCCGAGGUCUCCGUUGGUCGAACAUUCGAAGGUUGGAAUGAGGGUUUAAUCACAUUUUCCCCUACAUAUAAGUACUAUCCAAACUCAGAUGAGUAUUAUGGAUGUACACACAAUAUCAAGUGCGAAAAAAGGCGAGCACCUGCAUGGUGCGAUCGAAUUCUUUGGCAUGGCCGGGGAUGGAAGCAAACCCGAUACGAGAAAUGCGACUCGAGAUUGUCCGAUCACCGACCGGUGCGAGCGGUUUUUAGUGUUGAAGUUGAGAUAGUGAGAAGUUUGAGUUCCUUGGGGAGCUUCUUCUCGUCAGAAAGAUUAGAUUGUAGUGUAGAUGAUUUUAAUUUGCAAUCAAAUGAUGGACCAAAUAAUAAAAUGUCAAGCUUAUAAUUAAGUUUAGCUAA